Molecule: messenger RNA, 1757 nt
Organism: Chelmon rostratus (copperband butterflyfish)
Lineage: Eukaryota; Metazoa; Chordata; Actinopteri; Chaetodontiformes; Chaetodontidae
Gene: cdc123
Product: cell division cycle 123 homolog (S. cerevisiae)
Exons: 13
Coding region: 22-1047 (341 amino acids)
Cellular component (GO): cytoplasm
Source: RefSeq, a predicted model, not a curated record
ACCAUUACAGGAUAUUGCAGCAUGAAGAAGGCGCAAAUUGUCAACUGUCAGUUUUCGGUUUGGUAUCCGAUAUUCAAGAAACAUACGAUUAAAAGUCUCAUUCUCCCACUGCCUCAGAAUGUAAUAGACUAUUUACUGGACGAUGGGACACUGGUAGUCUCUGGGAGCGACCAUAACACACAGCAGACACGCACUAACAACAGCGACUCGAACGCAGAGGAAGACGUUCAGUGGUCAGAUGAUGAGACAACCACCACUGUCACUGCACCUGAGUUCCCAGAAUUCACCUCUAAAGUGCUGGAGGCCAUAAACGCCCUGGGUGGGCGUAUCUUUCCCAAACUCAACUGGAGCGCUCCACUGGAUGCUAACUGGAUCGCUCUGAACAGUUCCCUGCAGUGUCACAGCCUCAGCGAUAUAUUUCUGCUCUUCAAAAGCUCCGACUUCAUCACCCAUGACCUCACGCAGCCAUUCCUUGUAUGUAGCGACAAAGACUCCCCAGAUCCAGUCAUAAACUAUGAGCUGGUCCUGAGAAAGUGGAGCGAGCUGAUUCCCGGUGGAGAGUUCCGCUGCUUCGUCAAAGAAAACAAACUGAUCGCCAUCUCCCAGAGAGACUACACUCAGUAUUACCAGCACAUCUCGAAGCAGGAGGCGCAGAUCUGCCAGGCCAUACAGGAAUUCUUCAGCCAGCACAUCCAGUACAACUUCCUGGACGAAGACUUCGUGUUGGAUGUCUACAGAGAUAGUCAGGGGAGGGUGUGGCUGAUCGACCUGAACCCGUUCGGAGAGGUGACCGACUCGCUGCUGUUCAGCUGGGAGGAGCUGGCGUCUGGUGGGGAAAUCACCCAGCAGCAGGAAGGCCCGGCAUUUCGUUACACCACCAGCGAGGUGACGGUGCAGCCCAGUCCCUGCCUGAGCUACAGAAUCCCACGGGACUUUGUCGACCUCUCCACGGGCGAAGACGCCUACAAACUCAUCGACUUCCUCAAACUGAAGAAAAGCCAACAGGAAGAUUCUGAAGAGGAGGAAGAGGAGAACGCUCCACAGUGACACGGCUCCUCUGAAACCUGAAGAAUAGCUGCUGGUGUCAACAGUCCUACAGUAUAUAGUGUCCUCUGCAUGAAGUGACUCUUUACCCUCUCUCCAGUUCUGCGCUUAUUUUUUAUUUCAGCCUGCUCUCUCUCACGGCGGUCUGUGAACGGUACGAGGUGCACUUGAAAAAGCAGGGUGUCUUAAAUAGCUAUCAUGUUAGGGACGUGUUAAAUUAGCAGAGCGUGUUAGCUGCUCUUUGAGGAUGCAUUUCUGUUGUCUAAUCGUUUUAAGCGCCACCUUGCUGAUGGUCAUGUGGAUGGAUUGUCUUUUUUUUUCAUGGGGGAAAAUUGUGUUACUGCAAGGAGAUGUAAUCACUAACGCUUAAAGAAUGCCUGCUUUUGUACUUUAAAAUAACCAAGCGUAACAGUUGAUGUAUCUGUCUUGCAGAGCAAAGUGUCUUCGGAUUUCAAAUUCCAUUGUACGUGUGUGUGUAUGUGAGGCAGACUUCUUUAUUUAACACUAAAGCCAUUCAUCACUGAGUCACCUUUAAUUUUUUUCUGUCCAGCCAUCCCUGCUCCUCCAUCUCUCCCUGCCAAUUUCCCUCUGAGCAGUUUUGACACGCUCAUUGCUCCGAGCCGCUCCGGGCACUCUUUUUGAGUCCUGUUUUCCCAUCAUGCAUAGCUGUAGACUGUUGCUCCAAAAAACACCAUUAAACUUCUUGUCGUGUA